This is a messenger RNA of Anneissia japonica, 6236 nucleotides long. RefSeq names its product neutral alpha-glucosidase AB-like. The record is from RefSeq and is a predicted model, not a curated record. NCBI's taxonomy places the organism in Eukaryota, Metazoa, Echinodermata, Crinoidea, Comatulida, Comatulidae. Gene Ontology annotation, biological process: carbohydrate metabolic process; N-glycan processing. Bases 78 to 3038 code for a protein of 986 amino acids. Gene Ontology annotation, molecular function: carbohydrate binding; alpha-glucosidase activity. The transcript has 27 exons.
UGAUGUAGUUUGCGUAGCCUCUUCAACUGUCACAAAAUUAUUUUGUACGGCUUCAUCCACGUCUACAAAAUCAUUCCAUGAUGGAUGCGUGCGUACGACAGAAGUCGACGUGUUUCAAGAUGUUACAGCGUGUGGUAUUGUAUGUGAUUGCUUUUGUUCUCGUCGUACAAGCUGUUGAUAAAAGUAACUUCAAGACAUGUGAUCAAAGUGCAUUUUGCAAGCGUACUAGAAAAAUUCCACCGGGACAAUCUCCAUAUGUUGCUCUGCUAGACUCCUUGCAGUCAUCUGGUGGCGUUGUUAAGUUAAAUGUUUUGAAUACCAAAAGUGGAGUAGUCCUAAGCCUUGAAGUACAUGGAUUGAAGUCUAACAUGGUAAGGCUAAAGAUCAACGAACUCCAUCCAAUCAAACAGCGCUAUGAAGUUCCUGAUACUUUAAUUAGGGAUCCUCCAACACAAAGUUGGAUUAUCAAAAAGCAAGAUCAGUCAGCCGUAACAAUUGCCAUGGCAAAUGAUGUGGAAGUCGUGAUCUCAAAACAGCCAUUCCGUAUUGACGUCAUUCAGCUUAAUGACUUGAUCGUCAGCGUCAACACUCGUGGGUUGUUGAGCUUUGAGGAACUCCGAAAAAGACAAGGGGGUGUGACUGGCAUGGUCUCAGGCCUGAUGGAUUCUAUAGCUUGCAGUUUCGUCUCAGUUUUUGGCUCCAAGUACAAUUCGGAUCCGGGAAGGGGUUCCUGGGCAGAAUAUUGCCAAGCUAUUAGGCCUAAAAUUCCUCCAAAGUCUGAAAAAGAAGAAAAAGAUGAAAAUGCAGAUGAACAGGCAGAAGGAGAGGAGAAGCAAGAGGAGGAAGCAAAAGAAGAGGAAAAAGACGAAGAACCAGGGAUGUGGGAGGAGACAUUCAAAACUCAUAAGGACACCAAGCCAAAUGGACCAUCAGCCGUUGGUUUAGAUUUCUCUUUCAUUGACUUCGAACAUGUCUACGGCAUCCCAGAACAUGCUGACACCUUUGCUCUCAAGACAACACUGAAUACUGAUCCAUAUAGAUUAUUUAAUCUGGAUGUGUUUGAGUAUGAACUUAACAAUCCUAUGGCCCUCUAUGGCUCAAUUCCAUACAUGUUAGCCCACAAUUCAGAGCGUACUAUUGGCAUAUUCUGGCUUAAUGCUGCUGAAACAUGGGUAGACAUCAGCUCCAACACUGCAGACAGGUCUCUUUUUGGCAAAAUGUUUGAUUUGGUGAAAGGUGGCGGUGACAUCCCCCAGGUGGACAGCCAUUGGUUCUCCGAGAGUGGCAUCAUUGAUGUGUUCAUUCUUUUGGGACCAUCACCAGAUGAUGUGUUUAGCCAGUACGCGUCUCUCACAGGAACCACACCUAUCCCACCGCUGUUUGCUAUUAGCUACCACCAAUGUCGAUGGAACUACAAUGAUGAAGAUGACGUGAAAAGUGUCGAUGCCAACUUCGAUGAGUAUGAUAUCCCAGUAGAUGUAAUCUGGCUCGAUAUUGAACACACGGAUGGCAAGAGAUACAUGACAUGGGAUAAAGUGAAGUUUCCAAACCCAGUUCAAAUGCAGGAUCAGUUAGCAAGCAAAGGAAGAAAGAUGGUUACAAUUAUUGACCCACACUUUAAGAAGGAUGAUAACUACCAUGUAUAUAAACAAGGAAAGGACCUUGGACACUUCAUCAAAAACCACGACGGAGGCGAUUAUGAUGGCUGGUGUUGGCCAGGUUCCUCUGCUUGGAUUGACUUCACCAACCCAGCUUCUCGUGAGUUUUAUUCCAACCUUUUUGUUGACCAAUACGAAGGCUCCACCCAUAAUUUGUUCACAUGGAAUGACAUGAAUGAACCAUCAGUAUUCAAUGGACCAGAAGUUACCAUACACAAGGAUGCCAUCCAUCAUAAUGGAUGGGAGAACAGGGAUGUGCAUAACAUCUAUGGAACGUACAUGCAAAUGGCAACAGCCGAAGGUCAGAUUAAACGAUCCGGAGGAAAGGAGCGGCCAUUUGUUUUAUCAAGAGCAUUCUUUGCCGGUUCUCAACGUUAUGGUGCGAUUUGGACAGGUGACAACAUGGCUGAUUGGGAUCACUUGCAGGCCAGCAUCCCAAUGCUACUCUCAAUCAGUGUUGCUGGCCUUCCGUUUGUAGGAGCUGAUGUUGGUGGUUUCUUUAAAAAUCCUGAACCUGAACUAUUAACCAGAUGGUAUCAGGCCGCAGCGUAUCAACCCUUCUUCAGGGCACACGCUCAUUUGGACACCAAACGCCGAGAACCAUGGCUACAACCAGCUAACAACAUGGCUGUAAUCAGAAGCGCUAUUCGUCAACGUUAUGCUCUACUACCGUUUUGGUACACGCAGUUCUAUAUAUCAUCACUGAAUGGAGCACUUGUAAUGAGACCGCUGUGGGCACAAUUCCCUACAGACACCAACACAUUUAAGACUGAGGAUGAGUACAUGAUAGGCAAGUCUCUAUUAGUUCACCCAGUCACCUCUAAAGGAGCAACAGCUGUUAAUGUAUAUUUUCCAGGCAAAGAUUCUAUCUGGUACGAUGUUCAGACUUACAAAUCAUAUACUGGAACUAAGUCUAUCUCAAUAUCAGUUACACUGGAAAAGAUUCCAGUUUAUCAGCUUGGUGGCAGUAUAGUUCCUAAGAAAGAACGUGUAAGACGUUGUUCAGCGCUCGGCGUCGACGAUCCAUAUACCCUGGUGGUUGCACUUGACGCCCAGUAUUCCGCCAAGGGGGAGCUGUACAUUGAUGAUGGCCAUUCAUUUGACUACAAGCAGAAUCAAUUCUUGUAUCGUAGCUUCACAUAUCAGGAUAAUAAAUUGACCUCUAAGAAAAUAGACAACAAUGGUAACUAUGCAACAGAAUCUACAGUGGAGAGAAUAAUCGUGAUUGGUAUUUUUGAAGCACCUACAACAAUUCAUGCCAUUAGCCCAAAUACUCCAAUGAAAAAUGUUGAAUUUAACUUUGACCAAUUCACAAAUUCUGUAGUUAUACGCAAGCCUGACCUGCGGCUACAAGAUGACUGGGUCAUAGUGCUAAAGUAACUUAAGCAGCUUCAUUCCUUAGGUUUUCAUUAAUGAUAUAUUUUCAUAGAAAGAGAAAAAAAUUCACCCCUGUACUGAAUGUUUACAAUUUUGUAUUUUCAUGUAAAAAUGUCUCUAUCAGGCCUGUGCUUUGUUAAAGAAGUAUAAAUUGUUAAUAACAUAAUUAAAACACAUAUUAUGAUGUUCCUGCCUAGUAAAGUUGUAUCUAACAAAAUUCCUGACCUAUGACCUUAUAUUUCAUAGUUUCGACAUCAGUGACCUAAUAAUUUGACCUCAUUGUUGUGAUCUGUUGAUUUGACAACAUAAAAAGGGACUAAUAUCUUGAAACUAUCAUCUGAUCUCAUUUCUUAUCUUACUUGGUCUCAAAAUUCAAAUGUCAUGAUAGGAAUCUAUAUAUAAUUUGACCCAUAAUUUUAUCUCAACAUUACCUCACAAAAUGGAUCAUUUAAGGACCUAAAAAUGCAACCUAAUUUAGUCAUUUAUAUUGUGCAUUCUGAAACAUUCUGAUAAGUUAUGCUUAACUAUUCAAAUAUAAUGGUAAAAUGGUUUAGCUUUCUUCAUAGUCCAAAUUCUAGGUUCAUAUCAUCUGUUCAUAUUUUUUUUCCUUAUGCCUUUUUUUUACUGUUUCAAGCUAAUUAAAAAAAUGUCAGUUAAUUACUUCAAAUGAAUUACUUUUAACAAAACAUAAAUUACAGAAAUGUUAAUGUCUGAAAUACAGCCUUGAAAUAUAUAGAGAAAACAAUCCCGUUUCUGAAAAUUAGGAGUAAAUAUUAUUAUUGUAUGAAUUAUUAGAAUGAAGGAAUUACAAUUGUUGAUGGAAGAUUUGUUUUAUGUACGGUAUCACAUAGAUGUGGUAUACAGGAAACAUUUUGAAACUAUUUGAUCUUAAAUGAGGCCUACAAAAUUUACAUUUGAUUAAUAGGGUAUUCAUGAUAUAUGGUGUGGGGCUAUACUUGUGUAUGUUUUUGACAGUUUGAAUUUAUGUCUAUCUUGUUCCAAGACUCUAAUGUACAGCCAAGAUUUGAAGAUAGUUAAUAAAGAUAGUUAUUUGGCAAAGUCCACAUAUUGACUUAGAUUCAAACAUAAGGACACUCAAUUAUUUAUACAAAACAUGUAUUGUUUUUAGCAUGACAAUCCAAAUUAAUUUACUUUUAUUAAUUUUUGUCUAUAUACAUGAUUCAUAACACUAAUGUAGUGCUGUCUUGUUAAUAUAGAUUAAAGCACCUAAGUGACCCUAAUUUAACCCCUUUAUUUUUUUUUUCAAGACUCGCUCCCUCGAUUUCUGUUCCAUGUUUUUGCCAACUCUUACAAAACAAAAAUUAUUUGAUCUUGUUUUUGACAACUAAGGAAUUGUGUCACAAGUCAUAAAUGCUAAACAAACAUUUGAACUAAAAAAAUAUCUUGUAACAGUUUCUCUUUUUCGUGGAAAUUAUGCUUCAAUAUUAAAUUGUAAUUGUCAUAAACAUUGACAACUGCCAUUUGUUUCAAAUAAUUAUGGUUUUGAAAUGUUUCAUCACAUUUGUAAAUCAUGCUUAAAAUAUACCUUAAGAAAACAAUGUCAAAUGCAUUGUAUGUUGACAUUGAAAAAUGUUGUUUACUAUUUGAAUUUUGUCAGAGGUAGAAGAAGGUUUCAAAAACAUGAGGCCUGCCAUCCUAAAACCAGCGUACUGUCACUAAAUGAAUAAUUUGCAUAAGAAUGGGGCAGUAUUGUAUUGUAUACUUUAGUAGAGAGAAGCUGUAAUACUUUCAUUCUUAACUUUGGCAAUAAUAAGUCGAUUCCAGUAAAUAACAUUUUAAAGCUUAUAAUGUGGAGUAUAUAAAUUUUUUUUAAAAAGGCGAUGUUCUUGCUUUGGUCAAUGAUUCUGGAUUUGGCAUGACAAGCCCCAUAUGUCAUUCAAAAUACUACUGUAUAUCAUUAAACAGGUGCUUGUAUUGGUAUCAUUAAUCAUGGUAGUUCAAUAAUUUCAGUAGCUUCUCUAGCAAAUGCAAAUAUUAUUUUUCUAGUAACUACUUAAGCAAUAAGUAAAUUAGUCCCAUUCAGACUCUUUUAUAAAUAAUAUUUACCCUUCAAAAUAAUUUCUAAUUCUAUGUAAUUGCACACUUGGCUUGUGCUUUUUCAUUUAAAUGAUGAUAUUUAUAAAUGUUUUUGUAAAACGAUAGGAAAAUUAAUGUUGUAAAUGUUAUGUAAUAAAAAUUGUGGACAUUUGUAAACUGUAUGUAUAUGCAGAGAGCACUCAAAACUAAUCAGAAUAAAGGGUAUAACAAGAAAAAAAAAAACCCCAGAAAAUAGAAAAAGAAAGUUUAGGUGUUAACGUAUCUUUUAAGAGUGUCAAUCACACUUAACAACUGACCAAUCAGAAGAGGCCAGGAAUAUGCGCUGGCUAACAUGCACACAUGUCCCAUGAAAGCAUGUGUUUGCGUUUGUUUUAACACUGUCGUUUUGUGAGACAUUGACAACAAUAUCAAAGGAGUGGGGCUUAGCGAAAAGGUUUUUUCAUCUGUAAAUCAGAAUUUUGAAGCAGUAGUGAAAAAGUAUCCGUUGCCUCCUUAGUAUGGUGUUCUGUUGGAUAUUUCUCAGCCACUGGUUAUUUGGCCAAGUUUUAAAUCUGUUGUGCUUUCUGAUUGGUCAAUUAGUUGGACCAAGUUAUGAAUUUAUUGUGCUCUCUGAUUGGUCAACUAGUUAUUGAGAAUUAUACUUGGUGUGUUAAUUUUUGAUAUUUUUAGAUUUUUCUUUCAUAUUUUGAUGUCAAACAUAUAUGCCUAUUAAAAUUUCUGUUAUUUAAAUUUUUUUUGUGAUUUUUUUUUUUUUUGUUUUUGUUUUUGUUUUUGUUUGGGGUUGGAAAUUAUUAUAAAUAUAAUUUGAUUAAUAUUGAUUUCAAGAUAAAAUAAUUCAAAGUGAUAGAAGGUCAGUAUCAGCUUUUGGGUGAAAAAUAAUGAUUAAUAUUGAUUUUUUUUGUUUUUCUUUUACAUAGACUUUUUGUUAUUAUUAUUGCCUUUCUUUAUUGAUUUGUAGUUUUGGACAAUUAUUUUAAAUAUUGUCAUUGAUAGGUGACAUUAAUACUAUAUUAUUAUUAUUGUUAUUGUUGUUAUUAUUGUUAUUAUUAGGGAGCAUGAGUUUAAAAUCAUUCAUGCAUGUCAAAACAAGUUCUUAUCAGGUUUCGAAACGAAAUUCCAAUAAAAAAAAAUUCUUCCAAGAAA